Babesia bigemina is the source of this 234-nucleotide messenger RNA. RefSeq lists its product as hypothetical. NCBI's taxonomy places the organism in Eukaryota, Apicomplexa, Aconoidasida, Piroplasmida, Babesiidae. The record is from RefSeq and is a predicted model, not a curated record. The transcript is spliced from 2 exons. Bases 1 to 234 code for a protein of 77 amino acids.
AUGGCUUCAUCUGUACAUCCGCAGUUUGUGAAUCACGCUAUAUACCUUUUUAUGCCACACCUGGCCUUUGGGCCACGCCGACACAUUAUACAAAGUUAUGUUUUCGAUACGGGAUGCGUUACUAGAUCGCCUGGACACCCUGGCACAUUUACCAAUAAUAUUGUAGAUGGAAUGAUAUACGAGGGCAUGGGUAUUGACGGCUACCCCGCCUUGGAUUCAAAGGCCAUUUUGUAG